UCAGCACAGAGGUGUGUAUUCCAAGCAGUGCUCAGAGACGGAUGUUUGCUAAGGGCUUAGGGUCCCUCUGGUGUGUGACCACUGAUUGGAUGGGACAGUUGCAUAAAGAACCCCACAGUAAGACCAGUCUCCAUCGUCCGAGAGAGCCCUGAGGCAGUUCCUGUUCAGAAGAAAGCCAGACUCCAGCAGCAACAUGUCUCAGCUGGAAAAUGCGAUGGGCAUGACCAUUGCUGUCUUUGACAAGUAUGCAAAGACUGACGGCAACAGGCAAACCCUCACCAAAGAAGAACUAAAGACCCUCCUGCAAAAAGAGCUCCCAAACUUCCUCUCGUCAGGGAAGGACAAGGAUGCUAUCGAUAAAGUCUUCAAGAACCUGGAUGCAAAUGGCGAUUCCCAAGUGGACUUCAAAGAAUUUGUCAUCUUUGUGGCAUCUCUGACUUGCUGCUGUCACAAAUAUUUUGAGCAGAAAGCAGCCAAAUAAUUGUCAAACUGCACACAGAAGCCAUCUUGGCCUGUGCUCCAUAUGCUAGUGGUAUGGAUCCCUUCACUUUGUCUGUGUACUGCCAUGCAGUUUACAAGCAUGCUGGGCUGUAAAAAUAAAUCCUACUGUGCUUAA
Tyto alba (common barn owl) is the source of this 616-nucleotide messenger RNA. RefSeq names its product S100 calcium binding protein P (gene S100P). Gene Ontology annotation, molecular function: transition metal ion binding; calcium ion binding. The coding region runs from base 194 to 481 and encodes 95 amino acids. The transcript is spliced from 2 exons. Gene Ontology annotation, biological process: endothelial cell migration. Lineage: Eukaryota; Metazoa; Chordata; Aves; Strigiformes; Tytonidae. The record is from RefSeq and is a predicted model, not a curated record. Gene Ontology annotation, cellular component: extracellular exosome; cytoplasm.